GCUCACACGAUGCAGGGAAUAAAAGGUUCACUUCCCUUUACUGUUGUGGCAUUCUGAGCUGAGAGAAGGAGUGGCACAAGAACGUUCUACUAUCAAACAUGAAGCCGGCGACAAAUGGCCAAGACGGUUCACCCAACGGCGGCGGCGCCAGGGGAGCUUUCUCCUGUAGUCCCCGAGGCCGUGGAGGUAACCGUGGGCGCGGAGGGAGAGGGAGGGGCUUCAGGGGGCCUAGCCCGUCUCCGGACCCCGCUGGCCGCGGAGGAAGGGGAGGAGCUCGUGGGGGUCGCGGAAUGGACCGAGGACGAGGACGGGGAGGGUUUUAUAGCCCGCAGCAGGUGCCUCCACCUGCGAGCGGUCCGAUGGUCGCAAAUGAGGCAAAAUUCUCCAUGAACGAUGUCAUGCAGCUAAUGCAGGCUAUGCACAUGGGUGCUGCCCCGCAAAUGCCUCAAGCACAACCUGAGGCGGCUAUGGUACAUCCACAGGCCCCACCGCCGAGCGGAGGCGCCCGCUCUCGGCCACGGUCGCGCCAGAGGACCGCUCACAACGACAACCCUCCACCCGUCCCCGCGAAACUUCCCCAAGCCUGUACCUGGUACAAUAACCGCCAAAGGGGCUGUACCAAGGGAGACGCCUGCACCUUUCUCCACGUCUGCGGCCGCUACCUCGUCGGCGGCUGUAUCUUCGACAAGGGCCAGUGCGAGUUUUCCCACAACAUUCUGACACAACAGAACAAGGGCAUCCUGCAGAAGUUCGGAAUCCCCUGCAACUCCGAGAAGGCCGUCAUCGACAUCUUCAAGAGAGAUUUCGUCAACAAGAGGAAGGCAGAACAAGGAGACAAAGUCCCCGAGAAGUUAGACGAAAUCUGUAUAUUCAACAUCCGUCAAAGGUGUUCCUACAAGACCCUGUGUGAGAGGUGGCACUGCCGCAUGCCGUACCAGUGGCAGUACCGCGCCCCUGCAGCCGACAGGUGGCGCCAUUUUGGACAUGACCUUAACGUCAUGGUGGAGGAGGCCUACUGCAAGGUCACAGAGGACAGCUACUCACCUGUGCGACUGGACGGAAAAACCUGUGCGGUGAACUUCACCGACAUGAAGGCUGUGGCGACGGACGGCAGUACCGGUGACACUCGCCAGGAGUUCGAGGUGCGUCGGCUCUCCACGUCCUCCUCGGUGAAGUCUGCCCCGGGCCACCUGUUCGUGACGGAGUGGCUGUGGUACUGGCACGACGUGGACGGGACAUGGGUGGAGUACGGACAAAUGAACAAAAGCGGAGAGGUUCGCGGCACGAGCAGCCUGACCAGUCGGGACAUCGAGGACAGGUACCAGGACCAACGGGACGCUGACGUCACCUUCUCCACCAGCCAUCACCAGUACGUUCUGCGCCUGCGCGACAUGUGCCAGGAAAACACCAGGGUCGGGACCCGCCGUGACGUCAGACGUCGGCCCAAGUUUGUGUCUGAGGAGGAUGUGAAAAAUCCACCCAAACCAAAGCCUGCAAGUCGCGCAAAAUCCGCCAGAAGUGCCUCAGCGUGGGACGAAUCCGCCCCGGCUCACUGGUCGCCGAUGUCCGAUGACGACGAGUUCGUCAAAGUGGACGUGGUGGGAACCUCGGCGGAGUACAGGAACGUCAAGACGCUGUUUGAACAGGGCGGGAUGGCGGGAACAGCCAUCGCAGGUGUCAAACGUGUCCAGAACGCCUUCCUCUGGAGUGCUUAUAACAGGAAGAAAGCCCAGCUGAAGAAACAGAACGGCGGGAAGGAUGCAGAAGAGCGGCUCCUGUUCCACGGGACUCAGGAUGCCGUGGUGGACGCCAUCUGCCAGCAGAACUUCGACUGGCGUCUCAGCGGCUCGCGAGUCGGGCAGCUGUACGGCCAGGGCACCUACUUCUCCGCCAGCGCUCAGUAUUCGCACAGCUACGCCCAGCAGGCCUCAAACGGCCGUCGGUACAUGUUCGUGGUGAGGGUCCUGGUCGGGGCUUACACGCAAGGGGAUGCGGGCAUCCGACGCCCUCCCCCCGUCAACCCUGGCGAGCCGUACGGUAGGAUGUACGACUCCUGUGUUAACGACACGGCAAACCCCAACAUUUUUGUCAUCUUUGACAACGCCCAGUGCUAUCCAGAGCACAUCAUUGAGUACUAAGUCUAGUAAGCCGAAGGUUUGUCGAUAAUUAAGAAGGGAAACGCUAUUGGGCGUAAAAAAAACUCUAAAAGGAAAAACAUGAGUUGAGCCAUUGGCAUUGACCAAACCAAAUGAGAGAAAGAUGAACUUUGCACGUCGCUCCGAGGAAAAGUUUCAAAAGAAAUGAUAAAUGUUGCGUUGCGUGCAUAAUGUGAAUAUCCAUUAAAGCCUACCGUAAUGUAUCUGCAUUAAUCUUUGCCAAAAAAUAAAUAAAUCCCCGCAAUGACUGUUGGAUAUUUGUAUGAAAUGUUUUGUGUGUUUCAGCUAAAUGGGUAAGGGAUAUUGACAGGAAUAUAUAAUCACGCUAAUGUAUGAUUUGUAUAGUACGCGUAUACAGUGUUUAUACGUAUAUGCUACCUUUCCUUUAUACCUGCUGCCUUUUAGUGCAGAGGGAAUAUACUAGCUAGAUUACGACUUGCACGCUAAACCUCGAAAGUUCAUUUAUGAAUGUCUAGUACGCAAUCGAAAACAUUUCAGCUGAUUCCUC
Messenger RNA from Branchiostoma belcheri (Belcher's lancelet), 2664 nucleotides. RefSeq names its product poly [ADP-ribose] polymerase 12-like. Gene Ontology annotation, molecular function: NAD+ poly-ADP-ribosyltransferase activity; metal ion binding. The transcript has 6 exons. Bases 99 to 2138 code for a protein of 679 amino acids. NCBI's taxonomy places the organism in Eukaryota, Metazoa, Chordata, Leptocardii, Amphioxiformes, Branchiostomatidae. The record is from RefSeq and is a predicted model, not a curated record.